Sturnus vulgaris (Common starling) is the source of this 4309-nucleotide messenger RNA. The record is from RefSeq and is a predicted model, not a curated record. NCBI's taxonomy places the organism in Eukaryota, Metazoa, Chordata, Aves, Passeriformes, Sturnidae.
CGGCGCUGCCGGCACCCGGCUUGCGGUGCUGCUGGAACUCGGGGAGCCGCGGCCUUCAGUGGCUCUGUCCAUUGGGCUGAGGCUGGCGGUUUGUUUUGUCCUCACCUCAGACAGCGUGGAGCAUAGCGGUGCUGGGAGUGUUCGCUUCAAAACGCUCCUUUAUUGCAAUAUUCGUGAGAGCAGCGGCACUUCUGAUCAUCGCUGCUUUUCAGUUAAUUUUGCGUAGAGCAGGAUGGGUAAACUCAUUUGUUAAAAGUCAGUUUAAAGCUCUUCUUUAAACUUCUCCAAGUGACUUUCUGGUAAGUGCUUGUUAUAGAAUCACUAGGGUUCGAAAAGCCUUCAAAGAUCACAGAGUCUAACCAGUAGCGUUUACCGCUAAACGAUGUUUCCAAGUGCCAUAUCCACAAACCAUUUGACGGCUUCCAGGGGUUUUGUUUCCAGCCUCUUCCAAUACCUGAUCACCAUUUCAGUGAAGUUUUUCCUAAUAUCUAAUCUGAACCUCCUCUAAUAUAAUUUGAGGCCACUUCCUCUCACAUUACUUGAGAGAGGUGACUGACCUCCACCUGGAUCCAGCCUCCUUUCAGAUGAUUGUGGAGAGCCAUAAGGUCCCUCCAGGCUAAACAACCCCAGCUUUUUUGCCCUGCAUGAUGAACUCUGCUGCUGUGGAUCAAUACAUACAGUUGCCACAUUGUGUUAGCUUGUAGUGCUCCUGCCUAACCCACCUCUGCAGAAUUAAAAUAUUUCCUCUGCCUUGAGCUUGCCUUCACAUCUGCUGGUGGGACUGCUCAGGGGCUACACUGUCCCUGAGAGCAGGGAAACCAACUGUCUAAAAAGCAACCUAGCAAAACAUGAUUUUUUUUUUUUUUUUCUCUUCAAGAUAAACCUCUUUCCUGACCUGGUUGAUGGUAUGGUCUGUGAAACUGUUGUGAUGGCCCAGGGCCUGGCAUGAGUGACCAGCUGGGAAGCUGGGGAUGUGUUUUCUUUUAAUAUGCUCACAUUUGGGCAUGUGACGCUCAUGAAAUGCAGCACAUGUCAACAGAAUCCAUCAAUUUUUAAGCAAGCAAACAAGCAUUUGAUCCAAAAGAUGUUGCUCUAAGAGUCAGUGAACUUUAGUUUUGGCAGAACUGCAUGACUCCUGCAACUAGGAAUGCUGUGCUGAACAUGCUGAACUUUGAGUCCUCAGAAGAGCCUACCCAGGAGCAGGUUUGGUCAAAGGUAGCUUUUGACACAACCAGACAUUUUUAGUGAAGGAGCCAUAAGAGAGAGAAACCUGGAAAGACUAAAGCUGCAAGAACAGUGCAUUCGAAAAAGAGUGAAAAAAAGAGGGGGUUGAAAGAAAAAGACUUGGUGAUGAAAAGAAGUUCAAGAGAGAAAAAGGAAAGCUAAGCUCGAGAGGAGAGAAGAGAGGCAGAUAGAUGGAGAUGAGGAACAUCCCCCAAAGCAGCAGAAGGUACCCGCUGAAGAACAGCAGUGGCCAGAGAAUAUGCCUGAAUGGGAAGAAAGGAAAUCCCUGCUAGCUCAGAGAAGAGUGGAGUCUGUCAGACUGCUUACAGUGCUGUUAAAUCGUGUGAAAUUGGCAAGUCAAAAAGUGGAUCCUUCACUGGGUGUAAAGAAGGAUGAUUCCUUUUCUGAAACAGCAUUUAAAGACAUACAGCAGGAGCUGAUUAACUCCCUUUAUCGUACGCACAAAGAGCUGAAACGUAAGGAGUUUAAGUGCCCAUUAACCCAAAAAGGUAGUGCUUUAUGUUGUGAGGAAGGAGAUGUGAGUAACUUCUGCGCACCUAAUUUUCACAUAGUCAGGACAAUUUUAAAUGAUCCCUCUGCAGCCCCGAGCUCUGAUGGACUGCCUGGCGGAGAUGUGUGCAGCUCCUCCUCCAAAGGCUGUGGGCCUUUGCUGAUCACGGUUACCCAGGACGGCAGGGUCAUCGAACCUCUCCGUGGAAGGCACCACCCAGCACUGGAUGUAGUUCAUGUGCAGACAGUGUCUGAGGAAGAUGAUGGCAAAAAGCAAAAGGUUUAUGAGACUGAUGAAUUCAUCCAUUAUUUACUAAACUACUAUCAGACACCACACUAUGCACGUGUUUGCUUAGAGCCAAAAACCAGUGCAAACAAGUCCCGGUGGAAGCGAGUGGUGUCUGAUGAUGGUAGUGGGUUUGACAUCAGCUUCAGUAACAAACAUGGUCAGCACUUCAGAGAAGUGAGUCCUGUACAACACCUCCACAAGAGAAAUUGUAGUAGUGAUAGUAAUUACAGGCUGGUGAUCACUCUUGGGGAACUUGAGUCAACAGAUAAAGUGUUAGAAAGCGAGGCCCAUAGGGGCAAGCUUGCAAAAAAGCUGCAAGUGCAGAGGAAUGACUCACUCCCUAUUGAUAACUUACCCCAUGCUGGACUGAAUCAUUCUUUGGAGUGCACUACUGUUACUCAUAAUAAGGAAUUCAAACAAGAAGAUGGUAGAGAUGAAGGCACUGUACCAUAUGGAACAUGUAGAUCUGCUUGCAGAUUAAAGGAUUUGUUGGAAGAGAUCAGUGAUUCUGAGUACUUCAGAGAGACAUGUGGUGGCUCAGUGAAGAGAGCAGAAAGAAGGUAUGAGGAAAUUUUCAGCAGUUGUAAUAAAGGUUGCUUGCCUGCAAGAGCCGGAGAAAGAAAAUUACUGGUUUACCAUAAAAAUGUAGCUCUGGAAGGUCAAGAGAAGGAAAUCAGCCAAUGUAACUCCUGUUCUAAUUUUGUCCAUGAGGGCUUGGCAAGGCAGUGUGAACAUAAACUUAAAAAGUCAUGCAAGAGGUCUAGUAGUAAAUUAAGGUAUGAAGGAAAGAAAAGUGAGAGACAAUCCAGGGAAAAGGAGAAAAAUGCUCAUAAAAUGAAGAAAAAGAGAAAAAAGCUUUCUUCUAAUCUUUUACCUGAUGAAUGUGGCUUUUCAGAGACAGACAGUUGCAUGCAGCUGGAGUCGCUCAGAAAGAUACAGAGAAAAUGUAAGAAAAUGUUGCACAAAAAAGUGAAAUUCAAGACACAUCACAUGUCUAUGGCAGCACCAGAUGUUACUCCUCAUGAUGGCUUGUCCCUUCAGGAGACCCUUCAGAGGAGAGGAGAUGAGAGAAAAUUAAUAUUGAGAAGAGAGAUGGAUGCAGAUGUCAGAGGAUGCCCUCUAUUUCCUCUUGAGAUAAUUCAGACAAACCCCUUCUCAGAUACUUUCUGUGGAGGAGAGCCCAGAAGAGGAUGCUGAACAGCUACUAUAUUAUAGCUCUGAAGUUUUUAUAAAGAAGUGGGAGAAGAAAGCCCUUUGAUCAUUAAAAGGUGUAUGAACUACUGGGGUUUUUUGGAGGGGGGGGUUUGCUUAGGUAAUUCCUUUGGUUAGAAUAUUUAACUGGUGUAGUGAGUCACAAUAGCAGAAUCUUUGUUUGGAUAACAGGACCAAAACUUUUCCCCAGAGCCAGAACACUUUCAUGAACUAGUGGCUAAAGAACUUGAAAGGACACAGACUGAGAUCUUGGAGCACUACACUUUGACUGAAUGCAGGGAAUCAUGUAAAUUACAGUAUUUACCACUAAUGAGUAAUUGGAAAAAAAACCUAAUUGGAGCAAGCAUAUGAAGUGUCUCCUCUAUCAGAUUGUUUAUAAUGAUGGGACUGGAAGGUGUGCAGGACAUUUAUACUCAAUUUUGAGAAGUAAUAGAUUUCAAACUGUGAAAAAAGUCCCAUCUUCUGUAAAACCCCCACUAGAAGAAUCCUUGUUUUCUAUUCACAAUUCUAGAGGUGUUUCUGAAAAUUUGCUGACCUUUGGGAGGAAGGACUUCACUGAACUUAUGCUCAAUGUAGUGCUUCCAGGAAUCUGAAGGGUUGUCUAAGGAAAGCUCUGAGUGUUAGAUGAUGAAAGGGCAGUGCAUGUCAGCCUGCUAACAGUCUCCAUGUAAAUGCAGGUUGACAGUUCACAAGAUUUUGAAGGCACAUAUAGUGAGGUAGCUGUUUAGUAUGAGUUUGCUUAAAAAUGCUUUCCAGAGGAAUUGUGAAAUGUUGUCAGAGUUGUGCUGCAUGUAGAUAAAAAUGUGAAAAUGCAGUCUAGGAGCUUGAGUUAUAUCUAUAUUUAUUCAUCUGGAUAUUUCUAGAAGACAGCAACAAUUACUUUUGGACAAAGUCCCUUAGCAAGAUACAGAGUUUGAAGUUCAAUACGCUGACUAUUGCAGCUUUCAUUUUAUUACGCUUUAUUUAUUAUAUGUUGAUGAAGUAGAUGAAGUUAAUGUGAAAAUGUUGCCUUCAUUGCAUAAGAUCUUACCCGUGUUUGUAACUUCUGCUCUAAUAAAUAGUAAUGAAAAAGAA